Molecule: messenger RNA, 1994 nt
Organism: Frieseomelitta varia
Lineage: Eukaryota; Metazoa; Arthropoda; Insecta; Hymenoptera; Apidae
Product: ovarian-specific serine/threonine-protein kinase Lok-like
Exons: 7
Coding region: 353-1780 (475 amino acids)
Biological process (GO): protein phosphorylation; mitotic DNA damage checkpoint signaling
Cellular component (GO): nucleus; cytoplasm
Molecular function (GO): protein serine/threonine kinase activity; ATP binding; protein binding
Source: RefSeq, a predicted model, not a curated record
CUUACAAUGUUGUUCAAAUUCCCUACGCAGUUCACGUGCUUGUUGGCAUUGUUUGUUACGUUAUGAAUUCGUGCUGUACAAUUGUAAUUUAAUUUUCUUCAACUUCAAUGUGAUUCUUAUAAGAACUUAAUGGAAUAUUUUUGGAAUUAAAAUUUGUAGAUUCAUAACAUAAAUUUUAUGUAUUAAAACAUAGUAUCAUUUUAUUUUAUUAGAAAUCACGAUCAAUUAAUGAUGCUAUGAUUGAUUUUGUUUAUAUUGCAGUUUUCUUUAGUUUUAUUACUUUUCAUUAUUUAGAAUAUUGACGUAAUUGGAAAAUAUUUUUGGUUUGUAUUAAACCAAGUAAUUUAUAACUAUGAACGAUGAACAUAUUGUUUUGACAUUACCUGACACACAAAAUGCGGAUUCAGUAGCUUUGACUCAGUCGCAAGAAUUAACACAAGAAAAGAUUAUGACUGUAUGGGGUAGAUUAUGCCCCAUUAAAUUGCCCUUUAAAACAAUGGAAAUGAUCAAAGAUAUUUACACGCUUGGUCGCUCAGAGUCUUGUGAUAUUUGUGUAACUAGUAAUGAAUUAAAACCAAAGUGGCUUAGUGUAAUGAGUAAGAUACAUUUCAAAAUAACCAGAGAAUUUGUUGGUAAUACUAAUGAUACUAUAGUAUAUUUAGAGGACUUAAGUCAAAAUGGAACUUUUGUUAAUAAAAAGAAAGUAGGCCGUGGAAAUAAAGUAGUAUUGGAAAGCAAUGACGUAAUAUCAUUGGCACAGCCUAUAGUUACUGUUUAUAUAUUCAUGAGUACAACGGCAUCUGAAAGCAACAACUUGCCCCCUGAGCUCAAAAAUAAAUAUACAGUAUCAUGUAAAUUAGGAUCUGGCGCGUGCGGGGAGGUAAAAAUGGUAUUUAAUAAAAUUGGUUGUCAGAAAUUUGCUAUGAAAACUAUUAUGAAGAUUGGUAGCAUAACAAAUGGACAAAAACAUCCAUUAAAUGAUCCUGAAAAAAUUAUGAAUGAAGUUAAAAUAUUGAAAGCCUUAAAACAUCCCUGUGUAAUCAGACUGGAAGAAAUUGUAGAUACACCAAAAGCAGUAUAUAUAGUUCUGGAAUUAAUGGAAGGUGGUGAACUUUUUGAAAGAAUAAAAAGUAGAGGACGAUUAUUGGAAAAACAUGCAAAAGUAAUUUUUUACCAAGUUGUAUUAGCUGUUAGUUAUCUUCAUGAUUGUGGUAUAACUCAUAGAGAUCUAAAGCCAGAAAAUAUAUUGUUAGCCAGCAAUUCAGAUAUUACAUUAGCAAAAGUAUCAGAUUUUGGUUUGUCAAAAUUAGUUGAUGCACAAACUAUGAUGAAAACAUUUUGUGGAACCCCUAUGUAUGUUGCACCUGAGAUAUUAUCUACUAUUGGACGAGGUUCUUAUACGAAUCAAGUUGAUGUAUGGAGUUUAGGAGUAAUAUUAUAUGCUUGUUUAAGUGGUUCAGUUCCCUUUAAUUGUCAAGACAAAAAUAUGAGCUUGCAAGAUCAGAUAAAGAGUGGACAUUAUAGUUUUCCUUCUUCGAAAUUUGGACAUAUAACAAGCAAAGCUAUAGAUUUGAUCAAGCGUAUGAUGACAGUUAAUCCAAGAAGGAGGAUUACAAUCAAACAAGUUUUACUACAUCCUUGGUUACAAGACCGUGAACUUCGAGAAACUGUCGACAUCUUAUUAUCAAAAGAAAAUGAUGAAAACGUAGCACCGAAAAAUAUUUCUACUGGUAUUCAGUAUGAACAAAAUUUAAUGAAAAGACCAAGGUUAGAUUUCUAGUUAGAAAUGUUUGCCCUAACUAAUAUUAUUAUUUAAAAAAAUCAUUAAAUCGUAAUCUAUUUCUAGUAAAUGAAGUUAUUGUAUUUGACUGAGUCGAUCAUAACUAGUAUAAGUUUAGACACAUAGAAAUUCAUUUUCAAUUCAUUUCAAAAUUUUAUUUUUCAUUAAAUUAAUAGCCAAAUUAAAAUAAUUACGUAUUAAAUUGAUUUAAUUU